This is a messenger RNA of Chlorella variabilis, 2040 nucleotides long. RefSeq lists its product as hypothetical. The coding region runs from base 102 to 1967 and encodes 621 amino acids. Gene Ontology annotation, biological process: malate metabolic process; pyruvate metabolic process. Lineage: Eukaryota; Viridiplantae; Chlorophyta; Trebouxiophyceae; Chlorellales; Chlorellaceae. The transcript is spliced from 20 exons. Gene Ontology annotation, cellular component: mitochondrion. The record is from RefSeq and is a predicted model, not a curated record. Gene Ontology annotation, molecular function: malate dehydrogenase (decarboxylating) (NAD+) activity; NAD binding.
GUGUGGCAUCAGAGCCAGGCUCUCCCGGCGCACACCGGCGCACACACGUGACCUGCUCUUGGCGCCUGAACCACUCGCCGCAGGGAGGCAGGGCAGCCGCCAUGUCCUUCCACCACGACACCCGCAGCGAGUCGGCUGCCGACCUGCAUGCCAAAGAGGUCACCUCGCCAGGGCUGUGGAAGCAGCGGAAGCGGGAGGUGAAGCAGGUCGAGGAACAGGCCGGGGCGCCAGUCAUCUGGGUGUCGUGGCUCAACCGGGGCACCAACUUCAGCCACGAGGAGCGGCAGGAGCUGAGGCUGGAGGGGCUGCUGCCUCCCGUGGUGGAGUCUCUCGACCUGCAAGCGGAGCGGGUGAUGUGCCAGCUGCGGGAGGAGAAGAAGACGGACCUCAUGCGCUACUCCAUCCUCAACCAGCUGCUCAGCUCCAACCAGACACUCUUCUACAAGGUGGUGAUGGACAACCUUGAGUACUGCGCACCACUCAUCUACACCCCCACAGUGGGCGAGGCCUGCCAGAAAUUCGACCACAUCUACCGCGCGCCGCUGGGCCUCUACCUCUCAGCCUUCCAGCACCGGGGCCGCUUCGAGCAGGUGCUGCGCAACUGGCCCAGCCACAACGUGCAGAUCAUUGUGAUCACCGACGGCUCCCGCAUCCUGGGGCUGGGAGACCUGGGCACCAACGGCAUCGGCAUCUCCAUCGGCAAGGUGGCCCUGUACGUGGGCGGCGGCGGCUUCCACCCGGAGCACUCGCUGCCGGUGGUGCUGGAUGUGGGGUGCAACCGCAAGGAGAUGGUGCAGGAUGCUUUCUACAUGGGCGAGCGGCGUGAGCGGCUGGAGGGGGAGGACUAUUACGGCGUGGUGGAGGAGUUCUGCACAGCUGUGAAGAAGCUGUGGCCCAACGCGCUGCUGCAGGCAAGGAGUGUGGGAGGCACGGUGGCCUUUGAAAUUCUGCACCGCCACCGCAACAAGCUGCUGUGCUUCAAUGAUGACAUCCAAGGCACCGGCGCGGUGGUGACCUCAGGCUUUGUCAACGGCAUGAAGUUCCAGAAGACCGAGCUGCAGGACGCCCGCGUCGUGUUCUACGGCGCCGGCAGCUCUGCGGUUGGCGUGGCCGACAGCAUCGCCACGUUCAUGGAGCACAAGGCGGGCAUCAGCUGGGAGGAGGCGCGCAAGCGCAUCUACAUGGUGGACUCCAAGGGCCUGAUCACAACCACCCGCGGCGACCACCUGGCGGAGCACAAGAAGCGGUACGCGCGGGACGAUGGCACGCCCGACAUGAAGGACCUGAAGGACAUCGUGGCUCACGUCAAGCCGCACGCCCUCAUCGGCCUCAGCGCGGCGGGCCCCAGCUGGCCCGAGCCCGUGAUCAGGGAGCUGGGCGCCAGCGUGGACUGCCCGCUCAUCUUCCCGCUGUCCAACCCCACCGACAAGGCCGAGGUGACGGCAGAGAACGCAUACAAGUGGUGCGGCGGCAAGUGCGUGUUUGCCAGCGGCAGCCCCUUCCAGCCUGUGCACCUGGAUGGCACCACCUACGUACCUGGCCAGGCCAACAACGUCUUCAUUUUCCCCGGGGUGGGCUUCGGUGCUGUGAUGGCCAAGGCCAGCACCGUCACCGACGAAAUGUUCGUGGCGGCCUCCCAGGCGCUGGCCGACUGCGUGACAGAGGAGCAGCUGCAAGCCAAGCAGAUGUACCCCAACAUUAAGGACCUGAGGGAGGUGUCGGCCAAGGUGGCAGCCGCGGUGGCGCAGGCGGCGUUUGAGGGCGGCGUAAGCGGGCUGGUCAACGCGCCAGAGUACUGGAUGGAGUAUAUUCAGGACAGGACCUGGUGGCCCGAUGGGCGCACCACCCGGACUGCCGGGUGCCCCCUGCAGCCCCCCAACGGUUUGCCGGGGCGCCCGCCGCUGCACCCGCCCGCCGGCCACCAUGCCUCGCACCACCACCCCAGCGGCGUCCCGGCACACCCCUGAGGGGUAGGUAGAGCGGCAGUGUGUGCAUGUCUGUCGCCAAAAGGAUGACUUGUUGUAACAGACUUUGUCAUGG